UUAAAAUCGUAUAUGAAACAUAACCUUAACCAGACUGCUAACCUUAAGCCUAAACUUAAACUAAUAACAUAAAGCACAUUUUUGUUUUCAUGAAUUUUUACGAUAUAGCCCGUUGACGAUAGCCAAUUUUGACUUUGUGGAUAUGGUAACUAGUGCCAACCCAGAAGGAGUUGCAACAUUUGAAGUAUCAAGAAGAAAGUAUUAAAUCUACCUUGCUGUUUCUAUGUCUCAAGAUGACAAGCGUUGCCCUCCUGAGGAGUUGAAGCGCUGGAGCUCGCCUGGCCUUGAACAUGAAUUCACCAGAGGACAGUUCUUCUUUUUCCACUCAGAAGAACUCAAAUUGGACCAACCACCAAACAUCCACUCCACAGCCAGGACUUAGCCCUGCUAGCCCAGUUCAAACACCUGUUUCAACCAACCCUGCUAGCCUGUCUCAAUCACUAAUUACACCCCAGAAACAGAAGACAGCAGAGAAUGGAACCUCUGAUGCAUCACAGCCACACAGUGAACGGCGCAAGAGGGGGAGGCCACCCAAAGACAAGACACCUCAUACUGUCCCAGAACAUCAGAUCCAGUCCCGUUCAGAUUCAGACCCAUGUUCACAGCGAGAGGAAGAAACUAAUGCUGUCAGAGUGAUACAUCCCCUCUCAUCCAACUCACCUGUGCCUGAGGACCGGUGUCAGUCACCUGAUGCCCUAACAGAGGUUGAGACACAGCCCCUGUCACCCAGCCCACCAGUGCCUGAGGACCGGUGUCAGUCACCUGAUGCCCUAACAGAGGUUGAGACACAGCCCCUGUCACCCAGCCCACCAGUGCCUGAGGACCGGUGUCAGUCACCUGAUGCCCUAACAGAGGUUGAGACACAGCCCCUGUCACCCAGCCCACCAGUGCCUGAGGACCGGUGUCAGUCACCUGAUGCCCUAACAGAGGUUGAGACACAGCCCCUGUCACCCAGCCCACCAGUGGGCUCCUCUGAACUACCUUCCUCCACCAAGGAUUUACAGAGGGUACAUCGUAACGAAGGGUCCCAUCUCUGUAGUCCAUCUGUAGAACAAGGAGAUACAACCAGCCAUAAUGUCCUAAUUGCUAGAGAUCACACAUAUUCACUGACCAGAGAGCUAGAGGCUGAACCAUUUGUUUCACCCCAGAAACAGAGGACCACAGAGAAAGGAACCUCUGAUCAGUCACAGCCACACGGUGAACGGCGCAAGAAGGGGAGGCCACCCAAAGACAAGACACCUCAUACUGUCCCAGGACAUCAGAUCCAGUCCCCUUCAGAUUCAGACCCAAGUUCACAGCCACACGGUGAAUUGCACAAGAGGGGGAGGCCACCCAAAGACAAGACACCUCAUACUGUCCCAGGACAUCAGAUCCAGUCCCCUUCAGAUUCAGACCCAAGUUCACAGCCACACAGUGAACGGCGCAAGAGGGGGAGGCCACCCAAAGACAAGACACCUCAUACUGUCCCAGGACAUCAGAUCCAGUCCCCUUCAGAUUCAGACCCAAGUUCACAGCCACACAGUGAACGGCGCAAGAGGGGGAGGCCACCCAAAGACAAGACACCUCAUACUGUUCCAGGACAUCAGAUCCAGUCCCCUUCAGAUUCAGACCCAUGUUCACAGCGAGAGGAACAAACGGAUGCUGUCACAGUGACACAUCCCCUCUCAUCCAACUCACCUGUGCCUGAGGACCGGUGUCAGUCACCGGUGAGGAAGUAUAUAAAAAAAGCAGAGACCCCUAAGGUAGACCAGUCGCAGGAGACUGACCAGUCGCAGGAGACUGACCAGUCGCAGGAGACUGACCAGUCGCAGGAGACUGACCAGUCGCAGGAGAUUGACCAGUCGCAGGAGACUGACCAGUCGCAGGAGAUCCUGUCCCCUUCUGAUUCAGACCCAAGUUCACAGCCACACAGUGAACGGCGCAAGAGGGGGAGGCCACCCAAAGACAAGACACCUCAUACUGUCCCAGGACAUCAAAUCCAGUCCCGUUCUGAUUCAGACCCAUGUUCACAGCCACACAGUGAACGGCGCAAGAGGGGGAGGCCACCCAAAGGCAAGACACCUCAUACUGUCCCAGGACAUCAAAUCCAGUCCCGUUCUGAUUCAGACCCAUGUUCACAGCCACACAGUGAACGGCGCAAGAGGGGGAGGCCACCCAAAGACAAGACACCUCAUACUGUCCCAGGACAUCAAAUCCAGUCCUGUUCUGAUUCAGACCCAUGUUCACAGCCACACAGUGAACGGCGCAAGAGGGGGAGGCCACCCAAAGACAAGACACCUCAUACUGUCCCAGGACAUCAGACCAAUCAGGCCCUAACAGAUACACACGCAUGUUCACAGCCAGAGGACCAAACAGAGGCUGAGACACAGUGCUUGACAUCCAACUCACCUGCGCCUGGCCUUGAGGACAGGUGUCUGGCACCGGUGACAAAGAGGAAGUAUACAAAAAAAUCAGAGACCCCUAAGGUAGACCAGUCGCAGGAGACCGACCAGUCGCAGGACAGUGAGAAUUUGAGCAAGAGGAAACAUGCAUCUAAAACGUCACAGACCUCCAAGGUAGCUCAAUCACAUGACCAGUCGCAGGAGACUGUGAGGAAGUGGAAACAUACUAGAAACUCACAGAGCCAUAAAGUAGACCAGUCACAGGAAACUGAGGGGAAUAGGGAAAAGACAUCUGAAAUAUCGCUGAAGCGUAAGCUAGAGUCACAAGUGGAGACUGUAAAAAAGAGAAAAUAUACUAAGAAAUCAAAGAGCCAUAAUGUAGUCUCUGCCAACCCCAUCUCACUCCCUGUGCUAUCUACGGACCUCUCCCCCAGCGUUGUCUCUUCCACACACAACCCUCCUGGUGUCCCAAAGAGAAAACAUAGGAAAAAAACACAGAGCCACAGGGUAGACUCUGAGAUCGUCUCUUCAUUCCCUGUUCUAUCUGCAGAACUCUCUUCUGGCCUAAAGAGAAGCCUCUCUCCUACUCUCAGCCCUCCUGGUGUCUCUUCCUCGACAAGCACACCUAAGAGAGUCAGAGGCAGAACUAAGGGGGUCCAGCAACAGAUCUGUCUUAGCUCCACCACAGGCCCCAGAUCCUCCAUAGGAACAGCCAACUCCUUCUCUGUUGCUCCGUCUCCCCUGGCCCCCAGCUCUAAGCCAGACAGCCCUCAGAACGCCUCACCUAUCACCUGGAAGCUGUUCCAUCUAGACAAGAUUCCAGAGCCAGACGGAGCUGUACCCAGCAGUAAACCUUGGGGUAAACCCAGAGGUCGACCAAGGAAGGAACCGGCUGGAGUGAAGAAGCCGGCUGUAGUGAAGCGAGUGAAGAAGCCGGCUGUAGUGAAGGGAGUGAAGAAGCCGGCUGUAGUGAAGAAGCCGGCUGUCGUGAAGGGAGUGAAGAAGCCGGCUGUCGUGAAGGGAGUGAAGAAGCCGGCUGUCGUGAAGGGAGUGAAGAAGCCGGCUGUCGUGAAGGGAGUGAAGAAGCCGGCUGUCGUGAAGGGAGUGAAGAAGCCGGCUGUCGUGAAGGGAGUGAAGAAGCCGGCUGUCGUGAAGGGAGUGAAGAAGCCGGCUGUCGUGAAGGGAGUGAAGAAGCCGGCUGGAGUGAAGAAGCCGGCUGUCGUGAAGGGAGUGAAGAAGCCGGCUGUAGUGAAGGGAGUGAAGAAGCCGGCUGUAGUGAAGGGAGUGAAGAAGCCGGCUGUAGUGAAGGGAGUGAAGAAGCCGGCUGUCGUGAAGGGAGUGAAGAAGCCGGCUGUAGUGGAGAGCGUGAAGAAGCCGGCUGUCGUGGAGAGCGUGAAGGACCCGACUGUCGUGAAGAGCGUGAAGGACCCGACUGUCGUGAAGAGCGUGAAGGACCCGACUGUAGUGAAGAGAGUGAAGACUCCGGCUGUAGGAAAGAGAGUGAAGACUCAGUGUGGUAAGAAGGUGAAGACUGCAGCAGAGGGAGGUUCCCAGACCUGCAGCUCAGAGGAGGGGCCUCCAGCCAAGCACAGACGUAGAAUCAGGAAGGGUCUUACAGCAGAGGGAGUGGAGAGAGUCGGACUGCAGAGUGACGACAGCACCAGCUCUCAGCCAAUCCAAUGCUCCAGACCACGGUUUGAGCUACUGGAGUUGGACUCACCGGACGAAGACACAGGAGAUGCCUCCCUGUCCUCAAACCUGUCCAUCGAACUGAGCCUUCAGGAAGACCACCUGACAUCACUUCCUCUUGAAGAGGAGGAGGAAGAGCAGGAGGAUGAGGAAGAUCUGCCCAGUUUCUUAAAUAACACAAAGCCGCUGUCCAUAACAGAGGGAAUAUGUGUUUGGUGCAAAUUUAGAAACUAUCCUUUCUGGCCGGCAAUGGUGAAAAGUGUGAACCGGAAGAUGAAGAAAGCCAGCAUUGUGUUUAUUGACAACCUGCUGUUUGACAAGAAGAGGAUACGAAAAGGCUUCUCUGUGGCCUUAAAAACAUUGAAGCCUUUUGACUGUGAAGAGGCUGAUCAGCUUGUGUGUAAAGCCAGAGAGAGUUAUGAUGCUGCCAUCAAAUGGUGCCUGGAGCUGAUCGCCGACUAUAGAAUCCGUAUCGGAUGCGGCUUCACCGGUUCCUUCAUUGAAUACUUUUCAGAUGACAUAAGCUGUCCUGUGAGGAGACGUUAUCCUCAGAGUACCUCUGACCUCAACUUCCCCAGUAAGCUGAUGUUGGAGGAGCAGUUUUUAACCUCUGACCUUGGGGAGGAAGAGGAGGAGGGCAGCGGCCGUCAGGAGGAGGAGAGGAGGAGGAGGAGAAGGAGGAAGCUGCUGCCUGACCGCUCCAAGGCAGCACGUAACCGUGCCAAUGAGAAACUGGUGGACUUCAUCGUUAAGCAACGCCGGGUGGAGACACGCCUUCUAGGUGUGAUCGGCGGGCAGCAACAAUCUAAGUGGUUGCGAUGGUUCCUGGCAGCCAGCCGUUCAGUAGUGGACACCUACCUGGAGGAUGAGGAUCAGCUGGACCAGGUGUAUCAGUACCUGAGGGGGGUGUAUGAUACCGCCCCCCUCACCGCCCCCUGCCUGGCUGACGUUGACCGCAUUCGCCUCGUCCUGGACGUCCUCUUACCUGAGGCUAUUAUCUAUGCCAUAGCUGGAGUGGACAAGUUGUCACUGGUGAAGGCAGAGGACAAAUACCUAAAAGGGCCCUGUCUGAGUAAAAGGGAAAGAGAGGAGUUUGAUUGGAUGAUCGAGCAACAGAUGAAGAUGAAAGCAUCGAUCGGUCAGCGUCCUGCGCACUGAACAACACUGCCUACUUGGCUUCCAGCCGGCAGACUUCGGCCGAGAUGAAAUCCAAGGGCUGUAUAGUGCUUUACCUUCAAAUGUCAUUUCUGAUUGAGACGACAUCUGCAGCGUUUUACCGUGAAUGCGAUCUCCACAAAUGCGGCAAUGUUGCAUUUAGUCCCAAAGUUUCCAAAUCACAACAAAACUGUUGAGCAUCCUGGGAAGAAAAAAAGAGCCAUUUAGAACGGUCUCUGAGGACAUUCAACUGCUGUAGUUCAUAGUUCAUACUAGCAGUGGUGUGACUGUGAAUGUGAAACUCCCGAAAGGAGUUACCCUGCGGUCUAGACCAACUACCACAGUAUUUUAUCCAUCAUGGUUGCCCAUUAAGGCUGGAUGACUGUAAAUUCUGUAAAUACUGGUCUAUUUUUAUAUAGAAACGGAAUGUCUUUUUUUUUGUGUGUGUGUGUGUUUUUUUGUAAUAUUUUAAUUCCCCUUCCUGUUUGAAUUCCUGUCUAAUUAUGUGGUCAUGUAAGGCUAGCUUGUCGAUACCUUCAUCUAUACCUAUUCCUUGGUGACAGGCAUGUAAUAUUCUGAAUGUGAAUCAUGUCAGCUCAAUAAAGCUUCCUCGGUCA
This is a messenger RNA of Oncorhynchus gorbuscha (pink salmon), 5842 nucleotides long. Its product is annotated as serine/arginine repetitive matrix protein 2-like. The record is from RefSeq and is a predicted model, not a curated record. Gene Ontology annotation, molecular function: DNA binding. Lineage: Eukaryota; Metazoa; Chordata; Actinopteri; Salmoniformes; Salmonidae. The coding region runs from base 291 to 5228 and encodes 1645 amino acids. The transcript is spliced from 12 exons.